Messenger RNA from Salvia hispanica, 852 nucleotides. The record is from RefSeq and is a predicted model, not a curated record. NCBI's taxonomy places the organism in Eukaryota, Viridiplantae, Streptophyta, Magnoliopsida, Lamiales, Lamiaceae.
AUGGGGUUUUCUCAAAAAUGGGGGUGUGUGGUGCCCCUUGUUGUUAUUUUGGUGUUGAAUAUGAGUGUUGAGAUUGUUUCUGAUGAGAAAGUUGAGGUGAAGGGUCGUCGUGGCCAUCAUGGAAAAGGACACAAUGGCGGUGUAAGAGGAGGGGAAGGCUUUGGUGCUGGUGCUGGAGGGGGUGGUGGAGCUGGAGGAGGAAUAGGUGCUGGUUCAGGGAGUGGUGUUGGAUUUGGAGGUGGAGGUGGAGGUGGAGGUGGGCUCGGUGCGAGUGCAAGUGAUAGUGGAGGAGGCGGAGGAGGUGGAAAAGGUGGUGGAGGUAGUAUUGGAGGUGGUUUUGGGUCAGGUGGAGGAUAUGGAGGUGGAGGUGGGUUCAGUGGGAGUGGAAGUGGAGGUUUAGGAGGAGGCGGGGGAGGUGGAAAAGGUGGUGGAGCUGGUAGUAUUGGAGGUGGUUUUGGGUCAGGUGGAGGGUUUGGAGCAGGAGGUGGCAGUACAGGCGAAGGUCAUGGAGGAGGAGGUGGUGGAGGCAGUACUAUUGGGGGUGGUUCCGGCUCGGGUGGAGGGACUGGAGCAGGAGGUGGUGCUGGUGGCAGUACAAGUGGUGGUCAUGGAGGAGGUGGUGGAGGUGGCUUUGGCUCUGGUGUUGGGGGUGGUUUCGGUUCAGGUGGAGGGAUUGGAGUAGGAGGUGGUGCUGGUGGCAGUACAGGUGAAGGAGGGAUUGGGGCAAGAGGUGUUUGGGGUGAUUCGGGAUCAGUUGGAGGGAUUGGAGGGUUUGGAGCAAGAGGUGGAGGAUUUGGCUAUGGCAGUGGAUUUGGUGCCGGUGGUUCAGGACAAGGUGGUGCAAUUGUGUAG